This is a messenger RNA of Trichosurus vulpecula (common brushtail), 879 nucleotides long. It is a transcript of the gene TMEM196, whose product is annotated as transmembrane protein 196. The record is from RefSeq and is a predicted model, not a curated record. The coding region runs from base 37 to 750 and encodes 237 amino acids. Lineage: Eukaryota; Metazoa; Chordata; Mammalia; Diprotodontia; Phalangeridae. The transcript is spliced from 5 exons.
CCGGGCUGAUCUGGAAGGAAUGAUGACCGAGGAAGGAUGUGCACCAGCGGCCAGAUCAUUGGGAGCCUGCUGGUGCUCUCUGUGCUGGAGAUAGGGCUGGGGGCGUCCAGCGUGGCCGUGGGGGCAGUGAGCUUCAGCCUGGCCCUCAGAGAGCACCAGCCGCAGCUUGGAGACUCCUCUCCGGUAUGGAGCGGGCUGUGUUUUCUGCUUUGCGGUAUCUGUGGAAUUCUGUGUGCCAAAAAAAAGUCCGGACUUGUCAUGAUCCUUUUUUCAGCCUGCUGCAUCUGUGGGCUAAUUGGUGGCAUCCUGAAUUUCCAGUUCCUCCGAGCAGUCACCAAGAAGACAUCCUCUCUCUACCCACUGCGCCUGGCCUCCAUGUCUCUGGCCUGCAUUGGGAUUGGGGGUUGUACCCUGUCCUCUUGGCUUACUUGCCGCCUGGCCAGCUAUGAACAAAGACGCAUGUUCUCUGAACGAGAGCACUCCUUACACCAUUCCCACGAAAUGGCAGAAAAAAGAUUGAGGGGUAUUGAAAUAACCGACUUGCCCAGCUGCCCGGUGGUGCCCCCGACACCAGAGUUACCUACAAGAAAAGGAUAUGCCAAAGGAUUCAUCCAAUAUGGAAACAUUGUUGGCUUUUACUGUCAGGUUUCAGAUGUUAUGGAACUUCUUGGCACAAUGGUCUCUUGGAUUUUCACUAACAUUUCUCUUCCUGGAUUUGGCCACAUGUAUCUCUCCAUUUCUUUCUGUUGAGAUAAGAACUUUCCAGGAGUGUUCUCAGAAGGGCUUUCUGAUCAGCUUUUCAAAUCACUUUCACAAAGACUUUUCAGAAGAGGAAAUAAGUGAAAGAAAAAUUGGCUUCCCACAUGGCCUAAAUCACAC